Messenger RNA from Stereum hirsutum FP-91666 SS1, 3273 nucleotides. Its product is annotated as WD40 repeat-like protein. Bases 170 to 3088 code for a protein of 972 amino acids. The transcript is spliced from 9 exons. Lineage: Eukaryota; Fungi; Basidiomycota; Agaricomycetes; Russulales; Stereaceae. Gene Ontology annotation, molecular function: protein binding. The record is from RefSeq and is a predicted model, not a curated record.
CCAGCCCCAUCCGCAUCCCCCGCCGUCGCCGUCGCCUGCUCACUCGUCUCUGCAGGCUCCUCAUCCACAGCAUCCACCGCCGUAUCAGAAUCAUCACCAAUACCAACAAUACCAACAACACCAGCAAAACCCGAACCCGCACCCGAACCCGGGCACGAUCCGUAUCCCCAUGUUGGCCUCCGUCAACCAGCAGAACAAGAACCAGUUCCAUCUCCAGCAACAGCAACAGCAGCAGCAGCAGCAACAACAACAACAACAGCAGCAGCAGCAGCAACAACAGCAGCAGCAACAACAGCAACAGGGAGGACCGCAGAACGGCAAUGAUAUCCCACCGCCGCCGUUGAACGGACAGGACUUUACGCUGUCGAAUGUGUUGCAUUUCUUGCAGUCGGAGUGGAGGAGGUAUGAGCGGGACAGAAAUGAGUGGGAGAUUGAACGUGCGGAGAUGAGGGCACGGAUCGCGCUGCUCGAGGGCGAGCGGAGGUCGUUUGAGAAUAUCAAGGUCGACCUUAUGCGCCGUAUCAAAAUGCUCGAAUACGCACUUCGCAUCGAACGUUCCAAACAACUCUCCCAACCCUCCCAAGCCCCGAAACACGCAUCAGCACCCAACGCAACCGCCCAAAGCGCAGGCGCACAAUCCCAAAAGGACGAGGUGUUGAGCCAUAAAGAAGGCAGCAGCGGGAGUUCGCCACGCAGUGAAGAUUCUCCCCUCCCCGAGCCCCGGAUACCCAACGGUGCCACCACCGGCGGACCCGGCAGCGUAGGCGGCGGCGGCGGCGGCGGCGCUUCUGGUGCUGGUGCUGGUGGACCUGCAGGAGGCGGUCGACCCCUCACAUGGGCAGGCACUGCGACCUCGAACUGGCAGGGCACCACAGGGACGGGCACAGGUGGACCCGCGGCUGCGAUCGCUGCGUCUGCGUUGGGGAAGCCGCCGCCGGGGAGGGACCCGAAGAGUCGGGCGAGGAGUAGGGAUUAUUUGAAGCAAUGCCUUCAAGAGAUCUCAUACCUCACCUCCCACCAAGCAAUGAACCCCCUCCCGACCCGACAACUCCUCUCCAACCCAACAUCCACCAACAACAACAAUAACCCCAACGGUCCCCCUCCACCCCCUAAUCCCACGCACCCCAACGCGUCGAACACGUCCCUCAGUCUUCCGAACGUUCCUUCGUUCGACUCGAUUGGUGCUGCAGGGAUGGGAGGCGCAGGGGGGAUGGGUGGAGGAGCAGGUGCUGGAGGAAUGGGAAUGAAUCCGUACGCGACGAGGCCAAGGAAGAUCAUGCCUGACGUCGGCGGUGGCGUCGGAAAAGAGUUCCCACUGAUGAACGGCGCCAGUCUUCCCGGGCCUUUGGGCAUCGGGGGAGGGCCGGGGAGUGUGGGGCCUGGACAGAGUAUGAUCCAACAGCAGCAGGGACCGGGGUCGGCGCCUGCGACGGGGGGACCGCAGAUUCCGAUGUUGGAUAGGGGGUUGACGACGGGUGGGGCGAAUCAUCAGGGGGUGGUUCAGCAACAACAACAAGGACAGCAGCAGCAAGGACAACAACAAGGACAGGGACAGCCGGCGUCUGGGCCAGGUGCUGGACAGGAGGGUGGGGAUUUGAGUGCGGCGAAUACGACGAUUUCGAGGGAAGGUGGGCCGGCAGGAGGAGGAGGAGGAGGGCAAGGAGUGGGCGCGGGAGCGUUCGAUGCGCAGAGUGUCCCUACGGCUAUUUUCCGCCCGGAGGGGAAUUGGAAGGAACAGUUGAGGCUUUCGCAUGAGGCGGAUCAGGCAACGCGGGCGCGGGUGCGGGUGCAGGGGUGGGAUUCGGGGAGUAGUGCCGGGAUGGGUGAAGGCGAGGGUGAGGAGGGUGAAGGGGAGGGCGAGGAGGAGGAGGAGGAGGAAGGGGAGGGAGAGAGUGAGGUUGGGGUGGGGAGUGAGGCGGAGGAGGGAGAGGAGGUGCAGGAUGGGAAGGUGUGGAAGGCGAAGAGGACGUUGAGGAAUCACCUAGACGCCGUGCGCGCGAUCGCGUUCCACCCGACCGAACUCUGCCUCGCAACAGGCGGUGACGACUGCACGGUCAAAAUAUGGCGCAUGGACGUCGCCGGCCUCGCUUCUUCCGCCACCCGCGCCAUAACCGAAGUCGAACCCCAACUGACCCUCCGCGGCCACUCCGCCGCCAUAACCCGCCUGAUCAUCUCCCCCUCCAAACAGCUCCUCUACUCCGCCUCUCUCGACUCGACCGUCCGCGUCUGGGCGCUCCCCCCUCCGUCGCACACGACCUACGCGCCCUUCGACGUCUCGAGGCUCAGGGGAGAGUUGAUCGGACAUACGGACGCGGUGUGGGAUUUGGCGCUCGUGAGGGAUGAGAGUACGUUGAUUAGUUGUGGGGCGGAGGGGAGUGUUAAGGUUUGGGAUGUAGGGAGAGCGGGGGGGAGGGAGGGGGCGAGGUUGAGGGUUGGGUGGAUGUAUGGGGGGUUGAAGGAGGAGAGGGUGGAGGGUGAGGGCGAGGGCGCAGGGGAAGGGGAAGAAGAGGAGAAGGGCGAGACUGAUGGGGAUGAGGAUGAGGAUGUGGAGAAGGAUGAGGGAGAUGAGGUGCCGGGGGCGACGGCGGUGGAGGCGAUCAAGGUGGAUUUGAAGAAGGUGGCGGUGGCGUAUACGAAUGGGGUGAUCAAGAUAUUCGAUAUCGAGGAUGGGAGAGAGUUGAUGAGGUUGUCGGGCGGGGCGAGUGAGGCGGAUGAUGAAGCGUCGUGGGGACAAGCGAACAGUAUCGUUUCGCAUCCGACGAUGCCGAUACUCAUCACUGCUCACGAAGACAAGCGCAUCCGGAUGUUCGACAUCAUCACCGGUCAAUGCACCCACUCCAUGCCCGCCCACCUCGACGGCGUCACCUCGCUCUCCAUCGACCCCUCCGGCUUCUCGCUCGUCUCCGGCGGCCACGACUGCUCCGUCCGCUUCUGGGACAUCCUCGGCUCGCGCGCGUGCGUGCAGGAGAUCUCGAGCCAUCGGGAGAAGGCGGAGGAGGGCGUGUUGGACGUGAUGUUCCAUGCGAGUUUGCCGUUUAUGGCGAGUGCGGGGGCGGAUGGGGUGGUUAAGCUUUAUGCGUCGUCGUGAGUUGUGAGGUGAUGAGUGGGAGGGAAAAGGGAGAGAUGAGAGGGCGGGAUUUUUCUUGGAGUGGAGUGGAGUAGAUACCUUUUUCUUUUUAAUUAUUUUUCUUGUGUUCUUACUCGGUCUGCUCUUGUUCGUCUUCGAUAUCCUAUGUUCAUCGUGUUACGCGGAACGUCGAAAAUCACUCUUGG